Molecule: messenger RNA, 1608 nt
Organism: Trypanosoma grayi
Lineage: Eukaryota; Euglenozoa; Kinetoplastea; Trypanosomatida; Trypanosomatidae
Product: protein kinase
Exons: 1
Coding region: 1-1608 (535 amino acids)
Molecular function (GO): protein binding
Source: RefSeq, a predicted model, not a curated record
AUGGGCUGCGGGGCCAGCACAAUGUACGUGGCCGGCAACGGCAGUUUUGCUGGCGAUAAUGCUCCUACCAACGAAAAUACGUUCCUGUCGAGCUCCCACUUCUUCAAGCGCAAGAUGCGAGGGAAUGCUUCGGGGGGUCGGGUUACAGGUAACAAUUUGAAAUCCGUACGGCAUGAUGAUUCUGAGGAGCUGUCCGACAUCACCGCACCGCCCUCCGCACGGAAUAGCGCCGUGGACACGACCCCCAGCGGACACGCACUGUUCAGGUCGGAUGACUUGGGGCGGCAGCGGCUAGAGGUGCCGCUCUCCAUCGAGGAGGACUUCUUCGUCUACGAUGAUGCUGUCGUGUCGAAGAACGAGGCGCAGACGAAGCACUGGCGCAUUGAGGGGCGCAAGCCGCAGGCGGCGACACUGAGGCGGCCAUCGUCUGACAUUGUUACUGGCGUGAAGGGGCGCACACUGUUCCACUUCACCGACUUCAACGUCUGCGUGGACGAGAUGGACGUGACGGUGAAUCAGGAGACGGGCACCGGCGAGGAGCACCGGCUGUCCAUCCGUCAUAGUGCACUGCAGCAGCUACUCAUUGGCGCGACGGUGACGCGGACGUUCAGUACGCUGCCCAACACGGUGGCUGCCAUGGAGCGGUCGGGUGGGGGCGCGAUGCGGAAGAAGUCAUCUCGCAAGCUACGCGACUUCAAUGUCGGAACACUCAUUGGCCACUCGGCUCGCGUGAAGUGCAUCGCUGUAUCGUCCAAUGAGCUUAGCUUCGUGAGCUGCUCGAGCGAGGAGGCGUCUGUGACGAUGCGCAACCUAGUGACGGGGCAGGAAGAGGGCAUCUUCACCGGCCACCACGACACCGUCAUAUGUACCGCACUCUCGCCAGACGGCAAGUACCUGGCGACGACCAGCAAGGAUCAUACCAUGACAUUAUGGGACGCAACCAUUACAAAGCUUCUAUACGUGCUGCAGCAUGAUAAGGUGGUCAUCUGCUGCUGCUUUAGCCCAGAUAGCAAGACGGUAAUAUCGGGGUGCCAGGACCGCAUUUGCCGAGUGUGGGACAUACGUCAGGCGAAGGAGCGGCUGGUGUUCAGCCAGCACGCCGGUAUCAUCGUUAGCGUGGCGUACAGCCCCGACGGGGCGUACGUGUGCAGCGCAUCUGCGGACCGUACACUGCGUGUGUGGUCGGCAACGACUGGCAAGACACACCUGACGCUGCAGGGCCACGUCGGCAUCGUCUUGGCAUGCAGUUACACCUCCGACGGAAAACACAUCAUUAGCAACGACGAGAGUAUUCUCUGCGUGUGGUCGACAGCCAACGGGACGUGCAAGCUUCGGCUUACUGUUGCGGAUGUUGCCAACAAGAUGCGCAGCACGUACCGCGUUGCAAAGUUGGGCUGGACGGUGUCAUGUGCUGCACCCGGCCCCUUCACUGACUAUAUCGCUGUAGCCUGCACGAAUCGCUUCGUGUACAUUCUCAAAUUAAAAGAUGGCGAAGAGUGCACCAGCACGUUCUGCAAGGCCCCUGUGUACUGCAUGUCUAGUGGCUCCAGCAGCAAGCUUCUCUUUGGGGACAGCUUCGGCAAUAUAUACACACAGACAUUGUUGUAG